Acanthosepion pharaonis is the source of this 1494-nucleotide messenger RNA. The record is from the annotation of a GenBank genome assembly. Lineage: Eukaryota; Metazoa; Mollusca; Cephalopoda; Sepiida; Sepiidae.
AUGAAAUACUUACUAACAGCUCUUGUUUUUUGGUUGGCAAUACAAAACGUUUCAAAUGAAGGUAUUUGUGAACCGGUAAAGGAUUCUGUGUUUUCAAUGGUUUAUUAUGGUUGCAAACAAGUUUUCUUAUGUGAGAAAAGUAAAAACACUUGUGGACACCUGUCGUACCUUAACCAUCAAUAUAUAACAAAUUAUGAAUUAAAAGUACCAGAAGAAAGUUGCGUUAGCUUAGAAAGAGGCUGCCUUGCUUUGGAAGACGGUGUUAUAGACAUUUUGAUGCUGUAUCCAAAAGGAUGGUUGAAAUUAAAGUUUCAAGAGGGAUUCGUAUUGACACAUGUGAAAGUUAAUGUCAGUGUGCCCGCAGUAUUUUGGACCGCUGAUAUAAGUUUUGACAAUGGUCAUAAAAUACAGAUAUCGCCAAAGAGUGCGUCGUCUAUCGCGUUACCAUCUGGAGUAAUUGACAGCAGUAUAUCUGUAAACAUUUCGUCUGCUCUUAAAAUCUUUUUAUACUCAUUAUCUAUCUAUCUAUCUAUCUAUCUAUCUAUCUAUCUAUCUAUCUAUCUAUCUAUCUAUCUAUCAGUUUGUUCAGAUCUAUUUAUCUAUCUAUCUCUGGUUAUUUUUCUUUCUUUCUUUCUUUCUUUCUUUCUUUCUUUCUUUCUUUCUUUCUCAACCUCUUCACAUAUGCCAAUAUCUCUAUCUAUCUAUCUAUCUAUCUAUCUAUCUAUCUAUCUAUCUAUCUAUCUAUCUAUCUAUCUAUCUAUCUAUCUAUCUAUCUAUCCCAGUCUCUUCAUUUCUAUCUAUUUAUCUAUGCAUCUAGCUAUCUAUCUCAACCUGAUCAAAUGCAAUAUCAAAGGAUCAUUAAUACCUACCAUUGGGAAUCCUAUAGAAGAGUGUUUGUCAAGGGAUAUGAAAAUGCAGCAAAUGUAUAAGAGUAAUCAAGCUGAGUUGAUUAUGUAUAACAAUGUGGAUAUCACUGACUCAGAUCACAAAAGCAAACCAAAAUCAGAACUUACUACGAAAGUGUCUAACACCGUUGACGCAACAAAUAAAGCGGGUAUGUUUUCGGAUAAACGCGCCGAAAUUAUGCAAAUUAGUGGGUCUGGCAUGGACGUAGACGUAAUAAGCCGAAAUACCGAGGCCUUUACCAAUUUACCUCGAGAAAAUACUCACUUACUUACAGUUGUGACCAAUUCAUCUUAUUCAAGCAGUUCCCUCGUCGUCAAUACAGUUUCAACUUCGGUCCCCAAAUGUUUUUGCCCUUGUCCGAAAACUUUAUCCGAAUCUUGGUUAAAGGAAUUGGAGAAAGAGUUAAAGCUGAAUAAAAAGAACACAUCCCGAUAUCUGGCUUCUAAGAUAAGCGCCAAGGAUGACCGGCUUUCUUCUCAGUUCAUAGGCGGCGUUAGUAUCGCCAUCAUGGUGACACUUGGUGGCUACAUCUGUAUUCCAGAUUUGUUGACUUUCGCCGACUUCUUAAGAACGAAACUGACUCUCUAA